UUGUUGCAGGUGGUAAUGAAGGAUAUAAUACCGACUUGUAUUGUAUUUCUGACGGACAUGAUCAAAACGCAUCAUUCCAUUCCGUAUCUAAAUUCGGAUCAAUGUAUGCUUCGCCCCGGCCAAAAAGAACACGGCUCCUACGGCAUAAUCUUCUCGAGGACACCCGGCUUUCUAUGCGAUAAUUUACUAAUUUGCUAUCCAAGCCAAUUAGUUGGAAAUAACACAUCGAAUGGUCUUAUUGCCUCAAUUCCCCAUCGACUUCGUGAAGCUAACCCUGUAAGUAUAUGA
Meloidogyne enterolobii is the source of this 288-nucleotide messenger RNA. The record is from the annotation of a GenBank genome assembly. Lineage: Eukaryota; Metazoa; Nematoda; Chromadorea; Rhabditida; Meloidogynidae.